Cervus elaphus (red deer) is the source of this 1540-nucleotide messenger RNA. It is a transcript of the gene RMDN1, whose product is annotated as regulator of microtubule dynamics 1. Gene Ontology annotation, molecular function: microtubule binding. The transcript has 7 exons. The record is from RefSeq and is a predicted model, not a curated record. Gene Ontology annotation, cellular component: mitotic spindle pole; cytoplasm; spindle microtubule. NCBI's taxonomy places the organism in Eukaryota, Metazoa, Chordata, Mammalia, Artiodactyla, Cervidae. The coding region runs from base 68 to 847 and encodes 259 amino acids.
CGGCCUUAGCUCCGCCCCGCUCCUUGCGGCGGAAGAGGUGAAAGGUCAGCCCUGUGAGUUAUACAACAUGGCGCUAGCCGUGCGCCUCCGGCGCCUUCUCCUUGUGGGACGUAGCGCCGCCAGGGGACUUCGACUUACGACAGGUGCUGCCGGCAGCCGGGGGCAGCGUGUUCCUUGGCGACUCGCCGCCUCUGAGGUAAUGGGAAACUCAGGAACUUUCAGAAGAAGUCUUUUAUUUUCUGCCCUGUCUUAUUUGGGUUUUGAAACUUGUCGAGUCAUUUCCCAGGCUGUUGUGGUUCAUGCCACAGCCAAAGUCUUCAAAAUUGACGAAAUCCUUGAACAAGCAGACUACUUAUAUGAAAGUGGAGAAACAGAAAAACUUUACCAGUUGCUAACCCAGUACAAGGAAAGUGAAGAUGCGGAGUUACUGUGGCGUUUGGCACGGGCAUCACGUGAUGUAGCUCAGCUUAGUGGAACCUCAGAAGAGGAGAAAAAGGUUUUGGUAUAUGAAGCCCUAGAGUAUGCAAAAAGGGCACUUGAGAAAAAUGAAUCAAGUUUUGCGGCCCAUAAGUGGUAUGCAAUCUGUAUUAGUGAUGUUGGAGAUUAUGAAGGAAUCAAGGCUAAAAUUGCAAAUGCCUACAUUAUCAAGGAGCAUUUUGAGAAAGCAAUCGAGCUGAACCCUAAAGAUGCUACUUCAAUUCACCUUAUGGGUAUUUGUGGAUCCAAACUUCUACAGCAAAAACUUGCUCCUUCUAGGAAAGACGUAUUUGAAGCUACACAACAGAAAGCUCGCUGCUUUCUGGCUAACAAAAGCCAAGGACCACCCAGCGCACACAGAGGAGGAUAAACAGGUACAGCGUCUCCAGUGACAGAGGCAGACAGGCUUCCUGAGGCUCGUUAAGGAAAGGGGAAUCAAGCACUGCUUCAAAAGUGUCAUUGUCCAAAUGCAUGUUAUUAAAUAAUACUGCUUGUUUCAAAUGUAUACAGCAAAUGUUUUUGGAGAAGGAAAUGGCAGUCCACUGCAGUAUUCUCGCCUGGAAAAUCCCAUGGACAGAGGAGCCUGGCGGGCUACAGUCCAUGGGGUUGCAAAGAGUUGGACACGACUGAGCACACGCACAGCAAAUACUUAGUUACUGUCAAGAAACAUGUAUGAAUUGCUCAGUACAGUGUAGAAUCAUCCCUGUUUGACGUAUCCAUACAUAACAGAUCAGGUCAGAUUUCUAACACAUAGAAGGCAGGGGUGUGUGCUAAUGUGAGCGUUCUCUAAGAGUCUCACCUCCGAGUUCCCUAAGAAGUUUUCCUUAGUGGACUAGCCUGGUGUUCUGAAACUCUCAGAAACUACUUUAUGAACUUGUUUCACGAGUGGAUCUCUGUGCUGUACCGUUUGUUUAUAAUGUGUGUUCUUCCAUUUUAGGUACAGAUGGAAGCUGCUCAGUUACUCACAGGCUUCAGUGACAAGAACUGAGAAUUUUUCAAUGAAGUAGCUAAGAAGCAUUGCCUUUUCAUCAGAUUUUAAAGAUAAUAAAUACAUUAAGUAUAA